Messenger RNA from Hansenula anomala, 942 nucleotides. RefSeq lists its product as uncharacterized. The annotation marks the transcript as partial. The transcript has a single exon. The record is from RefSeq and is a predicted model, not a curated record. Gene Ontology annotation, cellular component: GPI-anchor transamidase complex. Gene Ontology annotation, biological process: attachment of GPI anchor to protein. Lineage: Eukaryota; Fungi; Ascomycota; Saccharomycetes; Phaffomycetales; Wickerhamomycetaceae.
CUGAAAUGAAAACAGUUGUGAAAUGCUUUAUUUCAACUUAUUCCUAAUUAUUGGAGUCUUGCUGAGAGUUUCAGCUGCAGAGUUCAACCUAACAAUUCCAAUCUAUUUUGACAUCCCCAAACAUUUAAGCUUUCUAGUACCAAAAACACAACAAUCACUAGACACGAAAUUAGCACAUUAUGACUUCAAAAUCAACUACAAAACACAUUGCUUGCUAGGUAAAGGGCCAUCAUAUACAGUGAAGCUUGACUAUGCUAAAGAUGAAUCCUAUUUUAUUUCACCAUAUGGUAAAACUAUCAUUGUUUAUCAAACUGACCUUUUGAUUGCUCAUAAUAAAAUACCUGAAUUCAUAGCCCAAUUAAUCGUGGAAUUCGUGUUGAAGUAUGAAGUUGAAUAUUUUGAUAAAAAAACCAUAAAUGAUGCUGACAAUGUUGGUAUAGAAUUGGCUCCAAGUUAUGAUGUAAAGAUCUUGAUUAAGGCACCUGUUGAUUUCCAAUGGAAUUAUGAGUUAUUCCAAUACUUGUUUCAACCGGUCUUGAAUGAAUUACAAGAUCUGAUCUAUUUGAAUGUGAUUUUUGAUUAUGUUUACGAAGAGGAUAACACAGUGUUACAUUUGGAGGAUAUUGAAUCGAUCUUGGAUUAUGAGAAACUGACAAUUUUGGUUCAUUUAAGUUCUAAGGAGCAAAAGAUAUCAGGAAUAGAUUCAAACAAUAUUAUAAUUCCUAAAAAAGGUGCCGUACAAUUAGCUAGAGUUGAGGAGACUUUAAGUGAAAUGCAACAAAUUGAAAUCUUGGAAGUUUUGACAGGUCAAUUGUUUAGAUUACUAGGCAUGGAACCAACAGAACCAAAAUCUCCAUUCAUUAGAAUUGAUUUCAUGAUUAGAAAACAGGUUUACAUCAAUUACCAGAAACUCAAUGAUCAACAGCAAGCUGAAAUUGAUAA